This is a messenger RNA of Neodiprion virginianus, 2055 nucleotides long. RefSeq names its product serine/threonine-protein phosphatase 5 (gene PpD3). NCBI's taxonomy places the organism in Eukaryota, Metazoa, Arthropoda, Insecta, Hymenoptera, Diprionidae. Gene Ontology annotation, cellular component: nucleus; cytosol. The coding region runs from base 146 to 1618 and encodes 490 amino acids. The record is from RefSeq and is a predicted model, not a curated record. The transcript has 8 exons. Gene Ontology annotation, molecular function: protein binding; protein serine/threonine phosphatase activity.
AUCCGCCUUUAGGUAUCAUACAUGCAUUUGUAAAAGAAAGCCAGCCCUUUCUUUUUAAUGCCUUAUUUAUUACCUGUCUUCUAAGAUAAUUUAAGUAUAGUUUCUCCAUUAUCUGUUCGAUCGUAUAAAAGUACAUCAUUACAAAAUGAGUGAGAACGCUGAAAUAACUGGAGCAAUAUCUUCUUCCGACGAUAUCAAGACAGCCGAAAAGUUCAAAGAAGAGGCAAACGAGUACUUCAAAAAACAAGAUUAUAAUCGAGCUAUAGAAUUGUACACAAAAGCGAUAGAAGUGGACCCCACUGUCGCUGUAUAUUAUGGAAACAGAAGUUUUGCCUACCUAAAAACCGAAUGUUUCGGAUAUGCCCUGACGGAUGCCUCAAAGGCAAUUGAAUUAGACCGAAACUAUGUAAAAGGCUAUUACAGAAGAGCAGCAGCUUACAUGUCGCUUGGUAAAUUUAAGCUGGCUCUUAAGGACUAUGAAACAGUGACAAAAGCGAGGCCCAAUGACAAGGAUGCUAAAACAAAAUUCACUGAAUGCAAUAAAAUGGUGAAAAAACUAGCUUUCGAAAAAGCCAUCUCUGUUGAAGAGAAUAAGAAGAAUAUAGCUGACACGAUUAAUCUUGAUGACAUGGCAAUUGAAGACGAAUACACCGGACCAAAACUAGAAAAUGACAAAGUAACCUUGGAGUUUAUGACGGAUUUACUAUCUUGGUAUAAGAAGCAAAAUAAACUUCAUCGCAAGUAUGCUUACAAGAUACUCCUCGAUAUCAAAGCAUGGUUUAUGGCGCAGCCAAGCUUAGUAGAUAUUUCUAUACCUGACAAGAGCAAGUUUACCAUUUGCGGCGAUAUACAUGGCCAGUUUUAUGAUCUACUCAACGUAUUCAAGCUGAAUGGUCUACCCUCGGAAACCAAUCCUUAUUUAUUUAACGGAGACUUUGUGGACAGAGGAUCCUUUUCUGUAGAGUGUAUAUUCACGUUGUUCGGCUUCAAGCUUCUAUAUCCCAAUCACUUUUUCAUGUCAAGGGGAAACCAUGAAUCUGCAACUAUGAAUCAAAUGUAUGGGUUUGAUGGCGAGGUCAAGGCAAAAUACACAGCACAAAUGGCGGAACUUUUCACAGAGGUUUAUAAUUGGCUGCCUCUUGCGCACUGCCUCAAUAGUAAAGUGCUUGUGAUGCAUGGAGGACUAUUUUCAAGGGACGAUGUGACGUUGUCCGAAAUUCGAGAAAUAGAUAGAAACCGGCAGCCACCGGAAGAAGGAUUGAUGUGUGAAUUGUUAUGGUCAGAUCCACAGCCUCAGCCGGGCCGAGCCCCUAGUAAAAGAGGGGUUGGGGUUCAAUUUGGACCCGACGUCACACACAAUUUCCUCAGUCUGAACGGACUUGAUUAUAUCGUUAGAAGCCAUGAAGUGAAAAAUGAGGGCUAUGAAGUUGCACAUGAUGGCAAAUGUAUCACGGUUUUCUCAGCUCCCAAUUACUGUGAUACCAUGGGUAACCGAGGUGCCUUUAUCACGCUCAACGGUAAAGAUAUGGAACCCAAUUUCACAUCAUACGAAGCAGUGCCCCAUCCGAACGUGAGGCCAAUGGCGUAUGCUAAUUCUUUACUAAAAUUCAUGUGCUAGUGGGGUGGACUUAGGAAUAAUAAUGAGAAUUAAAUAAUUGAUAAUUGAAUACAACUAGCCAAACAAAGUGUGUAUUAUAUUUGAUACCAAUUCGGGAGUGAUAUAACGUAAUCACUGUCCAACACCUAUAAUUACUAGAUUUUAGUCAAAGAAGACAAGACAAUUUAUUGUAUCAUCCUUGCGGAUGUCAUCGCAUGAUUGAGGUAUAUAGAAUCAUGUUUGAAAUAAUUAUUGCAUAUUUUCUUACCCAUUCAAUGCAUAUACGAUAAUUUGAACUCUCUUUUAUGGUAACAAUAUGAGUUUUCUUACAUCUUAUUCAAGCAUCAUUUUGAUCUAAUGGACGUGUACGUAAAAGAUGUUGGUUCCGCAAUUAAAGAAACGAACACAAUUCAGACAUUUCAUUUUUGCUUGAAUUUGAAGUACUUAUAACUUGGUUG